Messenger RNA from Onthophagus taurus, 2243 nucleotides. NCBI's taxonomy places the organism in Eukaryota, Metazoa, Arthropoda, Insecta, Coleoptera, Scarabaeidae. The record is from RefSeq and is a predicted model, not a curated record.
UGUAAUCAUGAAGAAAUAACAACUUUCUAAGGAAACACAAAUUUAUAGGAACUUAUUUUACAGUUUUGUUCCAUACAUCACGUUGGCGAUGUUUGGCCAAGCAAUUCAGACACACUUUGUUUCCCAUUUUCGUCCCUUCCCAUUUUCAUUCUUUGUAUUGCUUCCUUUACUUCUGCUAUGGUUAUUGCUUGUUUUUCCUCAAUUUUCAGAGGUUCUUGUAUUGUAUUUCCCCUCUCUGGUCCUAUUCUUCCUGCCUUAAAUUUAUCUUCGUAAUACUUGCUCCAGGUAUCCGGUAUUUUGCUUUCCUCUGACACCAUAUUUCCGGUCUUUAUACAUCAUGCUGUUUUGCCAUAUUUUCCUUCUAGAUGUUUAACUAUCGUCCAAAACUCUUUCUUAUUGCUUGUAUUGUCUUUAAACUUUCCCUCUAUUUUUUUUUUUGCCGAAAUCUUCCCAUGGUUUAUCCUUUGACUUCUCUAAGCUACUUCUUUUGCUUUGUUCCUCCUGUUUAUGUAGCUAUGUCUUUCUGUUUCAUCACCUCACUCCGCCAUUUUGUUCUUUUAAGCCUAAUUCUCAUUUUCCCGCAUACCUCUGCAGCUGCUUUUAGUAUUGUAGUUUUGAGUUUUAUCCAUCUUUCUUCCAUCGUAUUCCUCUGGAAUUCCUUUUCUGGUGGUUUUAGUUUUCUUACAUAGAAUUUUGUAUCUGCUAUGACUAGUUUGUGCUCAGAACCUAUUUCCUCUCCUUAUAUCUAGUAUAGUAUAUUUGGUUUCUGGUUUUGUUAUUUUUAUUUAUUUUUUUAGAUUGCUGAUUUAAUUUGUUCGGAAUUAAUCGACUCAAUAACAACAUACUCAAAAAGUGUAUUGGACGUUUAUUUCCUUUGGGAUGUCAACAUCCAAAUCAAUUUUACCCAAAUCUUACAAUUAUUAACAGGAAAUUGUACGAUUUUGGGUACAAAAUUAUUUAAUAUAGCGAAUACGAUCCAUCAAAAUGAAAAUCAAAUUGAAAAAUUAAUCUCAAACGAAACUCUCACAUUAAUCACCGAGUUAUUAAUUAAAUCUCACGAUUGUUUCACAGCCGAUUGUAAUAUGGAAGGAAUUUCAAUGGUUUUAAAACAAUCACAACCGCUAAUUUCAACAUUAAUCAUCGCGAAAAAUUGGAAUUUAAUCAUAAGAUUAUUAGUCGGCAUCAAACGCUAUUCCGAAAUGAAUUACAUAUUUCCUAUUUUAAAAGAAAACGGGCAAUUUGAAUUAUUGUUGCGUAAAGGUAGUCGAAAAGAUGUCGGUUUAAAAACAGCUUUAUUAGAAUAUUUAAAACGUUAUUGUCCUGAGGAUGUUGAACUUUAUAAAAUCGUUGCGUUACAUUUCUUUUUAUUUUCCGAAAUUGCGGAUCUUUGGGAAAAUGAAAGUCAAAUAUUAAUUAAACGUUUAAUACAAAUCGCUAAAAUCGAUAUUAUUAAUAAUAAACCAGAUAAUACUAACCCAGAAAAUCUUAUUUACUUUUCUAACUGUGAAGAUACAAAAAAUAUUCUUAAAAAAAUCAUAAAAAAUUAUCAUCACGCCGCUCAAUAUCAUCUGAACGGUUCGAAAGUGUCUAAAUCAAUGAAAACGGCACAAAAAGCUAAAUUGGCUGCUUUACAACUUUCACUAUUUAAUAAUUUACCACAAAACGAAUCCUGUAUAUGUUUAUUUAAACUAACAAAAACACAAAUCAAUAAAAUUUUAUUAGAAAAGUUUAAUUUUUACCAAACGCUAAUUUUAAUUAACGCUUACGAUUAUAAAAUAGAUUGGGCUCCGAUUUUAUUCGAACAAUCUGUCGUAAAAUCUUCCCCAGAUUAUUUAAACCAAUAUUUAUCUACUUUUGAACUCUCCAAAACUUUAUUACACGAAAUUUCUCGUAAAUUUUUAUCGUACUCAAACCCCAGCGAUAAAAUGAUUGUUAAUAUGAAAAAUAUUUUAAACAAAUUUAGUUCCGUUCAUACAAAAUAUAGAAUCGCCAGCGAAUUAGGUUUUAGCGAUAUCGUUGAAAGGUUACUCGAAAGCAAUCAAUUGUGUUAUUUAAAAGAUACUGUGUGGAAAUCUGGAUAUAGAAAUACCGAAAGUUAACAUUUUAACAUUUAUUAUUAGUUAAAAAAUAAGAGAUAUUUGUGAUAAUAUAAGUAAACAUUCUGUGAUUGUUAUUUUACGGGCUUCUGCUAAUCAUUUUUAUUAUGAGUUUGUGUAAAUGUAACUAUUAAAUCAUAUUUUCAA